Lodderomyces margitis is the source of this 1713-nucleotide messenger RNA. Its product is annotated as sugar porter family MFS transporter. Gene Ontology annotation, molecular function: carbohydrate:proton symporter activity. Bases 1 to 1713 code for a protein of 570 amino acids. The transcript has a single exon. Gene Ontology annotation, biological process: carbohydrate transport; transmembrane transport. The record is from RefSeq and is a predicted model, not a curated record. Gene Ontology annotation, cellular component: membrane. NCBI's taxonomy places the organism in Eukaryota, Fungi, Ascomycota, Pichiomycetes, Serinales, Debaryomycetaceae.
AUGAGUAGUAAAUUUGCUAACAAAAUCGAUGUUUUGGCCGGUAGGACAUCCUCCUCUGGUAUGAGAGGCAAAAAAUUGCGUUUCUUCAUCACCGUUACUGCCACCAUUGGUUUCUCCCUUUUCGGUUACGAUCAAGGUCUUAUGUCUGGUUUGCUUAAUGGUGACCAAUUCAAAAAAGAAUUUCCACCAGCUGAUGGAGAUUCCACCAUUCAAGGUGCCAUUACCGCCUGUUAUGAAUUGGGUUGUUUCUUUGGUGCCAUUUUUGCUUUGUUUAGAGGUGAUUAUUUCGGUAGAAAACCCCUUAUGCUUGCUGGUUCAUUGAUUAUUAUUAUUGGUACCGUUAUUUCGACGGCCGCUAUUAGACCAUACUGGCAAACGGGUCAAUUUGUUAUUGGUAGAGUUGUUACUGGUGUUGGUAAUGGUUUGAAUACGGCAACUAUCCCUGUUUGGCAAUCAGAAAUGUCGAGGGCUGAAAACAGAGGUAGAUUGGUCAAUAUUGAAGGUGCUGUUGUCGCCAUUGGUACUUGUAUUGCGUACUGGAUCGAUUUCGGAUUCUCAUACAUCAACAGUUCAGUCCAAUGGAGAUUCCCCACCGCUUUCCAAAUUGUGUUUGCUGGUUUGUUCUUUUUUGGUCUUCUCAACUUGCCUGAAUCUCCACGUUGGUUGAUUGCUCAUCAUCGUAGAGCUGAAGCUCAUGAAGUUUUGGGUUACCUUAAUGAUUUGCCACCAGAUGACGAUGCUAUUAUUGCUGAAGGUACGACAAUUAUUGAUGCGGUUAACAGAUUUGCUGAUGCGCAAACUGGAUUCAAGGAUUUGCUUACUGGUGGAAAGACACAACAUUUUCAAAGAAUGGUUAUUGGUUCUUCAUCGCAAUUUUUCCAACAAUUUACUGGAUGUAAUGCUGCUAUUUAUUACUCAACCUUGUUGUUUUACCAAACCGUUUUCGACUACAGUAAAUACAGAUUGUCGUUGAUUUUGGGUGGUGUUUUUGCCACAAUUUACGCCUUGGCUACCAUCCCUUCAUUCUUUUUGAUUGAUACGGUUGGUAGAAGAAAAUUGUUUUUAAUUGGUGCCAUUGGACAAGGUUGUUCCAUGAUUAUUUCAUUUGGUUGUUUAGUCAAACCAACUUCUGAAAACGCUAAAGGUGCCGCUGUGGGUAUUUACUUGUUUAUCGUGUUUUUCGCCUUCACCAUCUUGCCAUUGCCAUGGAUCUACCCACCAGAAAUCAAUCCAUUAAGAACAAGAACUACCGCUUCUGCCGUCUCCACCUGUACCAAUUGGUUGUGUAACUUUGCCGUUGUUAUGUUUACUCCCAAAUUUAUUGAAAGAUCCAACUGGGGUUGCUACUUGUUCUUUGCCUGUUUCAACUUCCUUUUCGUGCCAGUCAUUUUCUUUUUCUACCCAGAAACUGCCGGUAGAUCAUUGGAAGAAAUUGAUAUCAUCUUUGCCAAGGCUCACGUUGAAGGAAGACAACCAUGGAGAGUCGCUGCCACCUUGCCUAAAUUGUCAUUGCAAGAAAUCGAAGCCGAAGGUAACAGCUUGGGAUUGUACGAUGGCGAUUUCGAAAAGGACAACUUUGAAACCAAGGAAGAUAUUAGUGAUUCAACUAGUGGUAAUGGAAACGGUGCUAAUGGUGGUGGUAUGUUUGAAAAGAAUUCAAAUGAAGAAGACAAUACUGCUGCUGGUUCCGAACAAGCUUCAAACAAAGUUUAA